This is a messenger RNA of Cheilinus undulatus (humphead wrasse), 10069 nucleotides long. It is a transcript of the gene sbf1, whose product is annotated as SET binding factor 1. NCBI's taxonomy places the organism in Eukaryota, Metazoa, Chordata, Actinopteri, Labriformes, Labridae. The transcript is spliced from 43 exons. The record is from RefSeq and is a predicted model, not a curated record. The coding region runs from base 143 to 5980 and encodes 1945 amino acids.
GACAGUAUGGCGGCGGGGUGCAGCUGGAAGGAUGCUACCGUCGCCCGUGAUGUGUCUAUCGCCGGUAGGACGUAAAUGGAGUAUUGACGACAAAACCAGGAGAGGAUUUACCGAGAAAGGCUUGUCGACGUGAGCUGUCAAGAUGGCCAGGCUCGCCGACUACUUUUUAGUGGUCACUUACGACCUCGACAAGCGAGUGGAGGGUGAAGGUCAAGGUCGCAUUCUCCAACGGUUUCCUGAGAAAGACUGGGAGGACAGCCCGUUCCCACAAGGCAUAGAGCUGUUCUGUCAGCCCAGCGGUUGGCAGCUGGUUCCUGAGCGGCAGCCCGCCUCCUUCUUUGUAGCUGUUUUGACUGACAUCAACUCGGAGCGUCACUACUGCGCCUGCUUCACCUUCUGGGAGGGACUCGACCGACAACAGCUGCAGAAGGCCGAAGCUAGCGAGGCAGAUGAAGCGGAUGAAGAGCCAGCUGUUGUCCAGUCAGCUCAGGUCUUCUCUCCAAAGAGCCUGGUGCUGGUGUCCCGACUGGACUACCCCGAGGUGUUCAGGAACUGUCUGGGUCUGAUCUACACCGUCCAUGUCGAUAGCCUCACUGUUCCUUUGGAAACGGUGAUUGGAAACCUCCUCACAUGUGUCAUCCCCAUCGCCGGAGGCUCACAGAUAAAUGAAUCCCCAGUUUGUAGUUUAGAAAUGGUUCCUCAGGUCCUGGCCUGUGACUGGCUGCUGGCCUGUCUCCAGCCGGGCCAGGAGGAGAGAGAGGAGAGUUUGAGGACGAUAACGUUAGGUGCUGGUGACCGGCAAGUCAUCCAGACCCCCAUCGAUGACUCGCUUCCUGUCAGCGGUACCAGCGUGGCCCAGCUUUUCAGACAGCUCGGUAUUGUCAACGUGUUGUAUCUGUUCUGUGCUGCCCUGACCGAGCAUAAGAUCCUGUUCCUGUCCAGCAGCUAUCAGAGACUAACAGAUGCAUGUCGGGGUCUGCUGGCCAUCAUGUUUCCCCUCAAAUACAGCUUCACCUACGUCCCCAUCCUCCCAGGAAAGCUCCUCGAAGUCCUCAGCACCCCCACCCCUUUCAUCAUUGGUGUUAAUUCAUUCUUUCGAUCAGAGACACAGGAACUGUUGGACGUGAUCAUCGCAGACCUGGACGGCGGCACGGUGACGAUCCCCGAGUGUGUCCACAUCUCUCUGCUGCCUGAGCCGCUCCUCCAGCAGACCCAGACGGUUCUCUCCAUGGUUUUGGAUCCAGAGCUGGAAAUCGCUGAUCAUGCUUUUCCCCCUCCCUCCACCAACCCUUCUGCACUAAAAAUCCAGGAUAAGGAGAUCCGGGGAGUUUUCCUGUGGUUGUUCGCUCGGCUUUUUGAAGGCUAUCGCUGGUGUCUACACAUCAUCCGAAUCCACCCAGAACCAGUGAUCCGCUUCCACAAGGCGGCGUUCCUUGGUCAGAGGGCGUUGACGGAGGAUGACUUCCUCAUGAAGGUGUUAGACGGCAUGGCAUUUGCAGGCUUUGUUUCAGAAAGAGGACCUCCGUACAGAGCCACCGACCUGUUUGAUGAUCUGGUAGCCAAUCAAGUGGAGAGGAUACGACAGGAAGAGGCGUGUCCACACAAAGUGAUGAAUCACAUAAAGGAGCUGGCUGAGCAGCUCUUCAAAAAUGAGAAUCCGUAUCCCGCUGUGGCUAUGCACAAAGUCCAGCGGCCGUCAGAAAAUAGUCAAACGCCUGCACAAAAUCAGACUCAGUUCCCCAUGCUGGACGACGUCGCGGUGCAGCUUUUCAUCGACCACGCUGCUGCCAAACUCAAAACGGCACCUCCUGUGGUCAAAGCUGAGCUAAAGGGCAUGGUGCCAUCUGGACCUCCACUGGGGGACAUUGUCGACAGGAACGGCAGCGUGAUGGCGAACAGUGCCCGCAGGCUUGAGGUGGUCAGGAACUGCAUCACGUACAUCUUUGAGAACAAAAUGCUGGAGGCUAAGAAGUUAAUGCCAGCUGUGCUGCGAGCGUUGAAGGGCCGUGCAGCUCGGAUCUGUUUGACCCAAGAAUUGAAUCAGCACGUCCUGCAGAACCGAGCUGUUCUGGAUGAUCAGCAGUUUGAUUACAUCGUCCGAAUGAUGAACUGCACCUUACAGGACUGCUCACAUAUGGAUGAACAUGGCAUAGCAGCGGCUCUUCUUCCACUGGUUACCGCUUUUUGCAGAAAACUGGGCGCGGGGAUCACUCAGUUCGCUUACAGCUGCGUUCAGGAGCACAUGGUGUGGACCACCAUGCAGUUCUGGGAGGCCAUGUUUUACAGCGACGUGCAGAACCACAUCAGAGCUCUGUACUUGGAGACGGAAGAAGGAGAGCAGCAGAAUACCUCUGAGCAGCAGGAGGGUUCAGCCACCAAGCGGGAAAUCAGCGCCCUGGAGCUAGCAUCGGAGCAGAACCGUCUGUGGCCGACGCUCAGUAAAGAGAUGCAGGCAGAGCGUGUGCAGAAAGAGGAGAGCACCGUGUUCAGCCAGGCCAUCCACUACGCCAACAGGAUGAGCUACCUGCUGCUGCCGCUCGACACCAGCAAGAACCGACUGCUGAGGAGCUCCGGCCUCGGAGACGUGGAGAGCGUCAGCAACAGCUACGUCACAAACAGUAUUGCAGGCAGCAUGGCAGAGAGCUACGACACAGAGAGUGGCUUCGAAGAUGCUGAGAGCUCAGAUGUGGCCAACUCAGUGGUUCGCUUCAUUAACCGCUUCGUCGACAAAGUGUGCAAUGAGAGCGGAGUGACCAAUGAGCACCUGAAGGCUCUCCACACCAUGAUACCAGAUAUCGUUCAGAUGCACAUCGAGACGUUGGAUGCAGUCCACAGGGAGAGCAAGAGACUGCCUCCCAUUCAAAAGCCCAAGCUGCUGAGGCCGACCCUCCUGCCCGGCGAGGAGCUGGUGAUGGACGCCAUGCGAGUCCACCUGAUCCCUGACGGCCGGGAGGAGGCCACGGGCCUGAUGGGAGGUCCGCCUCUGCUUCCUGCUGAGGGCGCCAUCUUCCUCACUACCUACAGGCUCAUCUUCAGGGGCACGCCCACCGACCCACUGGUGGGAGAGCAGGUUGUGACUCGCUCGUUCCCCAUCGCCUCCCUGACAAAGGAGAAGAGGAUCAAUGUUACUUUACCCAUGGAUCAGUUUGUCCAGGAGGGGCUACAGCUGCGAUCCUGCACCUUCCAGCUGAUAAAGAUUGCAUUCGAUGAAGAGGUGGCGUCAGACCUGGCCGAGGUUUUCAGGAAGCACAUGCACAAGCUGCGCUAUCCUCAGCAUGUCCAGGGAACCUUCGCCUUUACUGUGGGUCAGUGUGGGAAGCUGGUGGUGGAGCACAAAACCAAGGACAAGAACCAGUCACUCAAGACGCUGUCUAAAAACCUAGUGAAGAGUGCAAAGAGAACAAUCGGGCGUCAGUAUGUGACCAGGAAGAAGUAUUCUCCCCCCACAUGGGAGAACAGGAGCAGCUUCCAGUCAGAACUGGACGAGGAUGAAAUCUCAGUUUCAGAAGAAGUGGACCAGAGCUCCCUCACCCUCUCCUCCACCAUCCGUUCAUCUGACAGACAGACCAUGAGCAAUGUCGUUGAGCGUGCAUGCUGCCGCGACUACCAGCGGCUUGGUCUGGGCACGCUCAGUAACAGCCUGACUCGCUCUAAGAACGAGCCUUUCAGGAUUUCAACCGUCAACCGCAUGUACACUGUCUGCAGGAGCUACCCCGGCCUGCUGAUUGUGCCUCAGAGCAUCCCUGACACGACCAUCCAGAGGAUCUGCCGCUGCUAUCGACAAAAUCGCUUCCCCGUGGUCUGCUGGAGGAAUUCACGAACAAAGGCCGUCCUGCUAAGGUCUGCAGGACUCCACGCCAAGGGGGUGGUGGGCUUCUUUAAGUCGCCAAACGCUCCUUCUGCAGUUCCCUCACAGGCUGACUCGACCAGUCUGGAGCAGGAGAAGUACCUGCAGGCCAUCAUCAGCUCCAUGCCUUCAUACAGCGAGAGCAGUGGCAGGAACACACUCAGCGGCUUCACCUCCACACAUAUGAGCACCUCAGACUCAACAGACAAGCUGAGGCAGCCUAAGAUCGGCGCUCUGAUGAAGCAGGUGAUGGGAACGAAGGAGGACAUUCCUGGGACGUUUAGCAGAGGAGCUCUGGGUCAAAGGGCCAGAGUCAUCUCCCUCUCACAGCCCAAAGUGUCUGGCAAGGCCAGGAACCCUCCUAGAGGUAAAUGGGGCAGCAUUCGGGGCAGUGGGCGUCUAAGUGCCUAUAACCCAGACGUAGGGACACGUCUGGCAGGGAAGGAGUCACCACAGCCCAACGGUGGACCAAGUGAGGCGCUGUUCUUCCGCCAGCAGAAGGCCUACCUCUACAUCAUUGGGGACAAGGCCCAGCUCAAGGGAGGGAAGCAGGACUCGUUCCAGCAGUGGGAGGUGGUUCCCAUCGAGGUCUGUGACGUACGGCAGGUGAAAAACAGCUUCAAGAAGCUGAUGAAGGCCUGCGUGCCAAGCUCCCCAACCCCUGACCCCAACAUGAGCUUCCUGCGUUGCCUGGAGGAGUCAGAGUGGAUGGCUCUGCUGCACCGGGUGCUUCAGGUGUCAGUCCUGGUGGUGGAGCUUCUUGAUGCGGGUUCAUCGGUCAUGGUCAGCCUGGAGGACGGCUGGGAUGUCACUACACAGGUGGUGUCUCUGGUGCAGCUGCUGUCUGAUCCGUACUACCGAACCUUUGACGGCUUCCGGCUGCUGGUGGAGAAGGAGUGGCUGUCGUUUGGUCACAGAUUCAGCCACAGAGGAGCACAGACACUGGGCAGUCAGAGUAGCGGAUUCACUCCGGUCUUCCUGCAGUUUCUGGACUGCGUGCAUCAGAUCCACCUUCAGUUCCCCAUGGAGUUUGAGUUCAGUCAGUACUACCUGAAGUUCCUGGCCUACCACUACGUGUCCAACCGCUUCCGUACCUUCCUGCUCGACUCUGACUACGAACGCAUAGAGCUUGGUGUGCUUUAUGAGGAGAAAGGUGAGAGGAAGAGCCCUCAGGUGUGUAAGUCUGUGUGGGACUACAUCGAUAGACUGAACAAGAAAACACCAAUAUUCUACAACUACAUGUUCUCUCCUGAAGACGAUGAGGUUCUGCGGCCAUACACGUUCAUCUCCAACCUGAAGGUUUGGGACUUCUACACAGAGGAGACUCUGUCAGAGGGGCCCUCAUACGACUGGGAGCUGAGGGGCCGGCCAGAGCGGGUCGCAGAGGAGACACCGGAGAAACCCGACAGCAGCGGUCCCAAAUCUCAGCGACACAUCGUGUGGCCGUGCUACGACAGCUUGAGUAAGGUAGUGCCUGACGCCAUCACCAAGCUGCUGCAAGACCUGCAGAGUCUGGAGGCAGAGCUUGGACAGACGUCAGAGAAGUGGAAGGACACGUGGGACAAGAUCAAGACCACGCAGAGAACUGAGACCAAACUGGAGAGCAAGCCAUCGUUCUCCAGCUCGUUGCUGAUGUCCUCCAACCUGAGCCACCAGCGGCGCUCUCAGGGCGUCUACUUGCAGGAGAGCGGCGUGGGCUCCUCCAUCAACCUGGCUCUGGAGUGUGAGGCCAGCGCCACCUCCACGCCUGUCGCAGGUCGGCCAAGCACAAGUACGCUGUACAGCCAGUUCCAGAGCACCGAGAGCGAGAACAGGAGUUUUGAAGGUAUCCUCUUUAAGAAAGGGGCGUUAUUGAAGCCAUGGAAACCCCGAUGGUUCGUCCUGGACAAGACCAAACAUCAGCUGAGAUACUACGAGACCAGGCAGGAUAAGGAGUGUAAAGGAGUGAUCGAGCUGGCCGACGUGGAGUCUGUUAUUCCAGGAACGCCCGCCAUGGGAGCGCCAAAAAACAUUGAGGAGAAAGCCUUCUUUGAUCUGAAGACGACGAAGCGAGUGUACAACUUCUGUGCCCAGGACAGCCUGAACGCCCAGCUGUGGAUGGACAGUGUUCAGAGCUGCCUGUCAGACGCCUAAAGUGUGGAGGCAGGACUCUUUAAUGAGCGCCUGACGGACAGCAGUAGGGGGCCGGGGCCUUUCACCACUUCUGCUCGGUUUGCUAGUAUUGAACUAAUAACCUUUUGCGUCACAAACGUUUCAGUGUUUUUGUUAUAAAAAUGAGAAAAAGAAAAAAAAAAAACGUCCCCUGAAGAACCACUCGCUGUCGUCUCUCUCGUAGCUGCAGCCUCUCAACAGUCUGACCAAUAUGUGCGCUGGAAGUCUGCCUGAACACAAACAAUGAACAUUACAGCACGUGGAUUCAUCUCUGCAGCCCAGACCAGCAUGAAGAUCUUUCCAGACCCUCCACCUGUAAACCCCUCCCCCUCCUACUAACUAGGGCUGGGCCAUAUGGACCAAAAAUCAUGUCGCUAUAGCUGAAAAGCAACACAAUAUACACACACACAUAUGUACACACAUAUGUGUGUGGGGGUGUGUGUGUGUAUAUGUAGCUCGAUGUAAAGAAAUCAGAAGUGGAAGUCACAACACCAGAAUGAUAAACUUUGAUAUGAUUCUUGCCAAAAUCCAACCAUCCACUGCAACAAAAAUAGAAAUCUUUAACUUCCAGUAUUGGGCAAUUUUUUCUGCUUAAAAAAUAUUGCAGACAAACUCCUAUACACUGUCGGAAUUUUGCAGAAAAAAAAAAAUGGCAACAUUUCUGUUUAUACUGAGAUCAUCAGAAUUUUCUGCACUUUUGAAUAACAUGUUUCAAAAUGAUCAGAUCUGUUAUUCUAACAAUCAUGGUGUCAGACUGACUAUCAGCCAUAUCUUUAACCAAAAGAAAGACAGAGCACUGUCCAAAUUGCACAAAUAAGUUGCCAACACUUAGAAAAGAAAGUGAAACUGACAUGGGUUAAGGGUUAACCUUACACUCACUAGUUCCACCUCCUUUUUCAAAUGUUGCCAAUAAAUUGUGCAGCUUUGACAAUUUUCUUGCCCAGAUGUGUGGCCAACAUGUUUGUGCAAUUUUUUAGAGUUUUGUAAUUAAGACGGUUUCCUGCUCUCCAGUAUAUUGCCAACAUAUUUGUGCAAUGUGGACAGUUUCCAUUGCUGCAAUGUGUUGCUGACUUAUUGAUGGAAUUAAGAUUCAUUUCAAUGUGUUGCCAACAUAUAUUUGCAAUUUCCAUCAUGUUUCCGACAUGGUUGUGCAAUUUAGACAGUUUCUCUCAUUUGAAUGUGUUGCUAACAUAUUUGUGCAAUCAAUACAGUUUCCAUGCUCCAUGCCACUUUUCCAAAUAUUUAAAAUGUAUUUGUGCAUUUGAGACAGUUUUCCUUACUCCAACCUCUUGGCAACAUAGUUGUGCAAUUUUAGUGAACAUGGCUGAGCAAUUGUGAUCAAUUCCUUGCUUCUACGUGUUGCCAACAUUUUUGUGCAAUUGAGACAGUUUCCCACACUCUAAUGUGCUGCCAACAUGUUUGUGCAAUCUUGAUAGUUUGACUUGCUCCACCAGUUGCCAACUUAUUUAUGAAAUUAAGACAGUUUCCAUCAUUCUGUGCUGGUUCUUGCCAUUUUUUCUAAUGUUAAAAAAUGCAUUUUUGCAUUUUAGACAGUUUCCUGCUCUACAAUGUGUUGCCCACUUGUUUGUGCAAUUGAGACAUUUUCCCUCAUUCCUCACCAGUCCCACCCACUUUUCCAAAUGUUGCCACUUGUGCAAUUUAGACAUAGUCUAGGAGUUUGCCUUUGAUUUUUUAAGGUUAAAAAUAUUAACUUGCCUGCUACUUUGUGUCUAGGACUAUUUUUGUUGCUCUGGUAUUAAACAGAUAUCAAUAUUGUUUGUUUUUUACUAACAUAAACACUCCUAAAUUAAACCUGAAUCAUUGUAAAGUAUAUCGAUACAAACUAUAAUGUCUCACCUUCUAUUUCAUUUAAGAAUACAGCCAUGUAUCUUAAAAACUCAAACGCCCAGUCCUACUACUAACCUCCCCUCCCUUUAAAACACUCCAGGAGGAAUGACGGAGGAGCUGCGCUCGGCCCAGCCACGUACAGACUCGUUAGACUCUUUCAGAGACGAUCUUAAAGAUUGACUGUUAGAUUGACGGACCAAACCAACCCUCGCUGCCUGACUUCGCCUAAUCGCAGAAAAACCCAGAGAAAAAACUUCCACAGGAGGAGGGGGGCUCCUCAACGGCUCAUGAAGGAUUUCCAUUUCUUUCUUUUUUCUUUUCUAAAUUUGAACCCGAAAGAGAUCAACGCUCACGGCAGCAGCAGGCGGUGAUGAAGAAAUACUGUGAAAGCCAUGAAUCAGUCGCAGAGAUCAAAGCGGGGGGGGUGGGGGAAGGGGACCGGUUGGACAGACGCUGCGACGUGUCGGUGAACUUUCACUGAGAGUGUUUACAAAGUCGAAUACUUCCCUCACUAAGCUAAACUCCUCACUGUGUGUUUUCAAAUCAGUACAACCACUAUGAAUGCUGAGAUGAUUUUAAGGGACGCUGAAGGAAAAAGGAGGGAUUUAUUGUGUAAUGAAUUCUUAAAAACUAUCUAUGGAAGGAUCUGGAAGGUGGGACAUGAAGAGGAGAGAUACUUCAGAGCAGAGUGAUAUUAUGGGAUGCUUCAGAGAGAAUACAGAUGUUUUAGAGGUGGACGUUGACUCACUAAGAUGUCAGAAAAUGGUUUAUUAAAGGAAAUUCUCAAAUAAGAUCCCAUUGUGACUGCUGACCGUGCUACAUUUGCAUUUAUGAUUCCAACAGCAAACGGGCCUCCUAUUUCCUUUUACAUCACUGUCUGUUUCCCCUCAAACAGUAUCAGACAGUUGCAUUCAGCUGAUUUUGGCCCAUCUUUUGCUAUGGCUAAUACCUGAAAAGUCAAAUUUGAUAUUUAUAGAAAUAAUAUCAAAUGCUUUCUUCAUGUCUAGCUGUUGAUAAAUGCAGAAAUAACUCCCCUGUUUCAGUUACUGCAGCUAACCAAAGACAGAGAAGGCGCCUACCAGUAUCAAACAAUUCUUCUAAUUGCAAAAUUCCUGCAAAACGUAUAAGUUUUUUCCACCAUCUUUUUAAUUUUACAUACUUUAUUGUCACUGCAUCUUACAUCGUUGCUGUGAGCAAACAAAUCAAUGCAAAUUUAGCACGAGCCAUCAGUCAGAGAAUUUUCCUUUAAUGACGCCAUAACCAGGAGUGAUAGUAACAUAUAUUUACAAGGUUUCAUCACCUUUACCUGUAUGCAAUGCGUUUCAGCCUGAUUUAUACUUCUGUGUCAAAUCUACGCCGCUUUAGGUUCCCUGAAUUUCUGCAGAAGCCAAUGAACAAAGCCUGGCGUGCCUCCCCAAAGUGAGGUACUGCAGAGAGGUCAUCUCCAAUGAAUAAAUAAAUAAAACUUUUAGAAUUGGCAAUGGCAAUGAAGGUGCUUUUCUUCAUCAGUGUCUCUGAUUGGUCAAACCAAAUAUGAUUAUUUGAGCUAUUAUCUGCAGAUACAGAUAUGCCGAUCAUGCCGUUCACUGUCUGAGCUGUAUGACACCCCUAAAUUAAACUGCUGGAGUCCUUAAUGCACAGUGUCAAGAAAAGAUGAUCCUGUUUAGCGGCAUGGAUUUGAUGCGUACAUAUGCCAGGCUUCAGUGUGAUGCAGUUCAGACUCAGAGUUACGAGUCUGUCAGAGAGUUGUAGAGAAACAGCACGUUUACCUGGAAGGUUUCAACCAUCACGUCACUUUUUUAUCUUUUUUGUGGGUUGUUUGUCAAACUUUCACCCCCCCUCCUCCUCCUCCUCCACACCCACACAAACGCCACUCUGACCCCCACAUGUUAACACAAACCCCCGCUCUGUAAAAUACGGUUCUACUGCUGUCUUUGUUGAACAUAAAAAUUUGAAAUUGUAGAUUUUUUUUGUGUCUAAUACUUCCUUUGUAUAUACUACUCCAGAUUUGUAUGUAACGUUUAUGGUAGUAAUUUAUUUAACUUGUCUCCUCAGUAAGAAAGUUCCUCAAACACCACUUUAUUUUAAAAUUAGGAAUUCAGUGUGCCAUUUGUUUUUUUCUGUAUUAAUGUGACUAAUGCUUUUUUUUUUUUUUUUGAAAAUGUUCCAGUAAACCCUCAAUGUCUUCUUAUGUUUUUGGUAAAUGUUGUCGUCUUUACUCAU